This is a messenger RNA of Psilocybe cubensis, 1257 nucleotides long. RefSeq lists its product as uncharacterized. Lineage: Eukaryota; Fungi; Basidiomycota; Agaricomycetes; Agaricales; Agrocybaceae. The transcript is spliced from 2 exons. Bases 1 to 1257 code for a protein of 418 amino acids. The record is from RefSeq and is a predicted model, not a curated record.
AUGGGUAUUCGCCCCAACUCCAAUAAACGCGUUCAGAAUGAGAACAUGCCACCCUCGGCGGCGACUCGCAGCGUACUCAACGCCAAAUUUGUCGCCUCUCAGAGUCCCCGCAGGACUUCACGCACUUUGCGGGACGUUCAAUUUCGCAAGCGCAGCGAAUCUUCCACUGGCGUUCAGACGACCAAGCGGAUCGUUGGGCAUGCAAAACAGCGGCAAGCUAAGAACAAAAUCCGAUUUACUCUGAAGUCGGCGAUCCGUGGAAAGAUCAACGACGUAGAGAUGGCCGAUGGGACGGUUCAUCCAUCCAGCAACACCGUUCCAAUCCAGCUUCCUCAGGAGCUUGUGCGUCCUCGAGAAUAUAAGGCCGUCACUCCCGAUAUGCUCAAAGCUGUGGACCAAACCUACGACGACGACAUGGGCGUCCAGUACUUCCGCGACGGUCUUGAAAUUCUCGAAAAAGAACUCAUGCAGUCGUUGGCCAGCGUGAAAAUCCAAAAUCAAAGGACCAAACUGCCCAGCGAGCUCGACGUCGUGGUGAACGACGCUACCAUCAUCCUUCCCUCGCACGUUCUAGCGGUGUUUGGGAAGGCACCUCCUCCUGGAUCUUCCGCCCCACGGCAGGUUACCCUCUACCCAGUUCACAGCCUCGUGCUUAAGGCCCACUGCGCACACCUUCCGCUCCCACCGCCUACCCUUGAGGUUCCCAACCACGUCAGUGGGGAGCAAACGGUCAAGCUACCAGUGUGGUCGAUCUGCCUCCCGUCUCCUGAGGCCUAUCCCGCCCUUUCUGUGUACCUCUACACCAAAGACAUCCAACGGCUGCUGCGCAAUCUUGUCCCAAUGCCUGCUCCCGAGGACCUCCGUGUUACUCCAGGACGGACGAAAGAGUUCGGCCAACAGAUGGGCCACAGGUUCUCCAUCGCUAUCAUCGUCCGCGCCACCUUCCUCGUCUACGGGGUGUGGCAGAACAUGUGCGCCUUGGGCAUCUUCGACAAGCAGCUGUGGGACACUAUCGACGCUGUGUGGAAUUCCAUCCUCUUCGCCAUGUCUGUUGCCACGGGUAAUCCGACGAUGCCUAUCCCUCCUUAUCAGCCCGUCGACGAGGGCUACGGGGAAGCGGAGCCUGCGCCUGAGGGCGAGUGCGAAGCUGGACCGUCAGGAGAUGUGUCGCCGCCAUCCGACGACCUUUCACCGUCGACAAAGGAUUCUGCUGGUGCGGGAAGCCAGGGACCCGAGGGCAGUGGGCCCCAUCAUUAG